Alternaria burnsii is the source of this 1506-nucleotide messenger RNA. RefSeq lists its product as uncharacterized. The record is from RefSeq and is a predicted model, not a curated record. Bases 1 to 1506 code for a protein of 501 amino acids. The transcript is spliced from 5 exons. Gene Ontology annotation, biological process: mitochondrial electron transport, ubiquinol to cytochrome c. Lineage: Eukaryota; Fungi; Ascomycota; Dothideomycetes; Pleosporales; Pleosporaceae.
AUGCGGCUUUUACCACAAGUUAGCUUGGACAAGACUGAGCGAGAGGUGAAAUACUUCUUUAGCUCAUUUUUGCCCAUGAACACUUUCUCGUAUGGUAACUUGCUAGUGCAAAGGGAGCUGCAAGGCAUAAUGCACUCCUCGAACGCUUUGAGAGAUGCUCUUUGCGCAAUAGCGUCUCUACACAGAUUCCAGCAGAUUCGAUGUUCAGGAUCAGGGGUUGAGGAUGGGAACUGGUACCGGAGUGCAAUGCUGCUUUAUGUUGGAUCGGUUCGCUGUGUUCAAGCCCAAAUUACCCAGAACAAAUUUGCAGACGAUCCUUCCACUCUCUGGACGACGUUCCUUCUUGGCCUUUUCGAGUUGAUGUGCGACGCCAGCGGAACCAAUUGGCUCUCGCACUUCUUGCACGGAACUUGCACGAUUCUACGUCUUCAACAUCCUUCCUGCCUUGCUCUUGCAGACGAAAAAAGUACGCGAAAGCGUACCUUCUUCCUCUCUGCUCGCAUAUUCGAGAUAUCAAGGGCCUUGAUCUACUCUGAGCCUACCUUCUUAAGUGAGCCUGCAUGGACUAGCGCACUAGCAGAUCUUUGGAGCGGCGAAGGAGCCGCUUUUUGGCACCCCAAGGAAGCACUCUUCGAUAUGCUGCCUAGCUUUUCCGAAUUGAGUAUACGCGCAAUCAAGUUCUGCGCAUCAGAAGCAGAGCAUCUAUCGGAAAAAGUGCAGACUGAACAAGCGCAGUACCUGGCCGCUGAAGGCUUGCUACUUCAACAAUCUUUGCAUGAAUGGUGGGAUGGCAGCAACGCAUGGCAGUCUGCAUCAGGUGCAUUGGACACAGAGCUUCUUGUCGCCCACGUGUACUAUCAUGCCGUCAGCAUCUACCUCUCAGGUACUUAUGACUAUCAUGUGCACUGGACCAAGCCUACGGCGCCACGUGCGCCGAUUUUACCUCGUACUCAGAUCGAGUGGCACACACACGAAAUCCUUCGGUUGAGUCGUGAGUUGUUGGUCACUGGAAUUGCAGGGGUGCUGCUGUUCUUCCCUUUGAGGGUCGCAGGAGCGCGUGUUCGGACUACCUGUGAUAUGAAGGAAAUCUUGACCUUGUUCCAUAUUGUGUUGCAACGUGGCUUUCUGACGGGAACGUCGACGCCGCCGCCCACGCAUUGCACCUCCACAACCACUACCCACUUCGUCACAAUGGCUCUCGGACCUUCUGACAUCCACGCAAAGACCAAGACCACAUGGCACAUCGGUUCAUGGGGUAACCCCUACGAGGGCGGUGGCCGUCCCGGAAAGGGCGUCGUCACCUACGCACUGAGCCCCAACCGUCAGCGCCCCAUGGCCACCUUCAUCGGCAAGGGCUUCUGGAACGUCGUGCGCCGCUCGAGGAACCAGGUCCUCUACUUCAUCCCACCUCUGGCCAUCGCAUACGGCACCAUGCAGUGGGCUAUCGAGAAGAACGAGUUCCUCAACUCCAAGACUGGCCGCGCCCUGUACGGCGACGAGGAGUAA